Molecule: messenger RNA, 2107 nt
Organism: Rhopilema esculentum
Lineage: Eukaryota; Metazoa; Cnidaria; Scyphozoa; Rhizostomeae; Rhizostomatidae
Source: RefSeq, a predicted model, not a curated record
AUCACAAGAACCAACACCAGCCUAAGCAACAGCACCAGUACAGGCAUCAGUACCAGCAACAGCACCGGUACUGGCUCAAGCUCCAGCACAAGCACCGGUACAAGAACCAGAAACAGCACCAGCACAAGCACCGGGUUCAGCACAAGCACCAGCACCACCACCAGCAACACCACCAGCACCAGCACCAGCUUAAGCACCAUUACAGGCAAAAGCGCCAGCACCAGCACAAGCUCCAGCUCCAGCAUUAGUACAGCCACUAGCGAAAGAGCCGGCCCCAGCACCAACACCAACACCUGGACAGGCACAAGCACCGGGUUCAGCACAAGUACCAGCACCAGCAUUACCAUCACCACCAACACCAGCACUAGGAUAAGAACAAGUGCCAGCGACAGCAAAAAGCACAACACCAGCACAUGCACAGGCAACAGGACAGGGACCAGCACCAGGACCAGCACUAGCACUAGCACCAGAACCAGAACCAGCACAAGCACUGGGUCCAGCAAAAGCACCAACACCAACACCAGCCAAAGCAGCAGCACCAACACCAGUUCCAGCACCAGUACAGCCACCAGCUCAAGCGCCAGCACCGGCCAAAGGACCAUCAAUAGCACCAGAACCACGAUCAGCACCAGCACCAGCACAAGCUCUGGGUCCAGCACAAUCACCAGUACAAGCAACAGCACCACCACCAGCAUAAGCAUCGGGUCCAGCACAAGCACCAGCAUCACCACCAGCACCAGCACCAACAGAAGCACCAGAACCAGCGUAAGCAUCAGGACAGGCACAAGCGCCAGUACCAGCACCAGCUCCAGCAGCAGCACCAUCACCAUAACCAGCAGCAGUACCGGCCCAAGUAUCAGCCCAAGCACAAACAGCAGCAUCAGCACCAACACCAGCACAAGCACAGUCACAAGCACCAGCACAAGCUCCAGCACCAGCACAAAUACAGGGUCUGGCACAAACAUCAGCACUAGUAUAGGCACCAGCACAGGCACCAGCACCAUCACCACCACCAGCACAGGCACCAGCAUCAGCACAGGCACAAGCACCAACACAAGCACCGGGUCCAGCACAAGUACCAGCACCAGAACCAGCACCAGCACCACCAGCAGCACCAGCACGAAAAACAGGACAGACAAAAGAGCUAACCAGAAGCAGCACCAGCCAGGACAGGCACAAGCACCGGAACCAGCACCAGCACUAGCAACAGCACUAGUACAAGCACCAGCACAAGCACUGGCAUCGGCACAAGAACCAGCACCAGCAACAGCAACAGCAACAAGAAGCACUUGCACCAGCACUAGCACUAGUACAAGCACCAGCACAAGCACUGGCACCGGCACAAGCACCGCAUCCAGCAGGAGCACCAACACCAGCACCAGCACCAGUUUGAACACCAGCACAAACACUAGUACCAAAACAACACCAGCACCAGCAUCAGCACCAGCACCACUACAAGCACCAGCUACAGCUCCAGCUCCAGCACCAGCAGAAACACAAGCACCACAAACACUAGCACCAAAACAAGCACCAGCACCAGCAUCUGCACCAGCACCACUACAAGCACCAGCUACAGCACUAGCACCAGCAGAAGCACAAGCAUCAGCCAACAACAGCACCAGCACAAGCACCUGGUCCAGCACAACCACCAGCAGCAGCAUCAGCACCAGCACCACCACAAGCACAAGCACCAGCACCAACAUCUGCAGAAGCACAGUACCAGCAGCAGUACAAGCACCAGAAAACACACCAGCACAAGCACCAGUACAAUCACCAGCAUCAGAACCAGCACUAAUACCAGAACCACUACCAGUACCACCACAAGCACCAGAACUAGGCAUCAGUUCAGAAACAUGUGCCAGCACCAGUACCAAAACCAGCAAUAUCACAAGUUACAGCACAGGCACCAGCACCAGCACCAGCACCGGAGCCAGCACCAGCCUCAGCACAAGCACCAGCACCAUCACCGGUACCAGCACCAGUACUAGAAGCAACAGAUAAAACGGAUCCAGCACAAACACCAGGACCAAAAACAGCACCAGCACCACCACCAUUACCACCACCAGCACCAGCAUCAGCCUAAGCUCCAGGACAGGCAGAAGCUACA